Molecule: messenger RNA, 1404 nt
Organism: Penicillium coprophilum
Lineage: Eukaryota; Fungi; Ascomycota; Eurotiomycetes; Eurotiales; Aspergillaceae
Product: putative cytochrome P450
Exons: 1
Coding region: 1-1404 (467 amino acids)
Molecular function (GO): oxidoreductase activity, acting on paired donors, with incorporation or reduction of molecular oxygen; monooxygenase activity; iron ion binding
Source: RefSeq, a predicted model, not a curated record
AUGCCGUCACCUAUUCCUCAGCCCCGGGGGCUUCCAAUCCUCGGAAAUGUCUUUGAUGUGAUCCCUGACAAUACCUGGGCUUCUUUGAAUAAGCUGGCAGCAGAACAUGGCGGUGAUGGUAUCUUCAAACUCAAGAUCCUUACCAAACAGCUCGUCUUCAUUACGAAUGCAGCGCUACUCGAGGAAAUUUGUAAUGAGAAGCGCUUCCGAAAAUGUGUUACCGGUGCUAUUGUUGAGAUCCGCAGUCUUGCCCAUGACAGCCUGUUUACUGCGUUUGAUUACGAGAAAAGCUGGGGAAUCGCACAUCGGAUCAUGGCUUCUUCCGUUCUGCCUAACGCUGUCAAGGAAAUGCAUAGGGAUAUCCAACUGACAACAGACGACUUGAUCUGGAAAUGGACUUCAACCGACACCACCGGGCAGCGCGUGGAUGUCACCAAUGACUUGGAUCGACUGAACCAUGCCGCCAACAUGAAAUGCUUCUUCGGCCAGCAUGUAGACUGUGUCCUUGGUGAAGAGCCGGCUGUUAUCAAAGCUAUGUCAGAUACAACCUUUGAAGCCGUACGUCGGCCCACGCGGCCCAAGUUCAUCAAUCGGCUUUUGUACCAGAGUACAUUUGACAAAGAUAUCAAGACUUGUCGCGACUAUUGCGCUCAGGUAAUUGCCAAGCGACGACGUGAUAAGCCUAUACAGCAGAGGGAUUUGCUGCACGCCCUACUUCACGAAAAGGACCCAAAGACCGGAGAAUCCCUUCUAGAUAGCCGGGUCAUCGACGAGAUGAUCAAUGUUUUCAUCGGCAGUGCCACGGCCCCGAAUCUCAUCGCCUUCACUCUAUAUUAUCUCGCCAAAAGCCCAGCCGACGUCACCCGUGCUCGUCAGGAGAUCGACACCCUCAUCGGUCCCUCCGGCCAAAUUGAACACUUCCAUCUCUCGCAAUUGCCCUACUGCGAAGCCAUCCUCCGCGAAUCGUUACGUCUCUGUGCCACAGCCCCGGGUUUCAACAUUGAGCCUUUGCCCACAGAUGGCCCAGUCCUUCUUGGUGGAGGAAAAUACGAGAUUUCCAAGGACCAGGUCAUGGUCGCGAUCCUGUCCGCUGUCAACCGCGAUCCUGCGGUCUUUGAAGACCCCAAUGCUUUCAAACCCGAGCGCAUGCUUGGCGAGGCCUUUGACCGGCUUCCAUCCGGUGUGAAGAAGGGAUUCGGAAACGGCAAGCGUGAGUGUUACGGUAAGCAAUAUGCUUGGGAAUGGUCCCUGUAUGCACUCAUUCGCAUUCUUAAGGAUGUGGACUUUGAGUUGGCCGAUAAGGACUAUACAUUUGAUAUGGAAGGGAAGAAUUUCAAUGGCGCUUUUAGUGUCAGGCCAUACGGGAUGUUCGCAAGGACUAAGAAGAGAAACGUUGCCGUUUGA